Molecule: messenger RNA, 2559 nt
Organism: Suillus subaureus
Lineage: Eukaryota; Fungi; Basidiomycota; Agaricomycetes; Boletales; Suillaceae
Exons: 7
Coding region: 131-2356 (741 amino acids)
Source: RefSeq, a predicted model, not a curated record
UGACCACUCCGCAAGUUACCUCCAUUCUACCCAUCAUAGAUGUGCAACUACCACAAUCUUCAUCUGCUAUACUAAUUGAGGAUAUAACAUCAAACGGCCCUUCCAUUUAUCCUAAAUCUCGUGCACGCUCAUGCCUAUAGGCAUGGGGCCAAUGUCUAGUUCUAUAUCUAAUGGCGCAAAUUCGAUCCUAGAUCUCAUUAGGACCGAAAGACAACAGGCUUUCGAGGACGGCCAGCGACAGAUGGCACACACUCAGCAGCAACAUAACGAGUAUCACCUAUCAUAUUCGAAAGCGGUUCUGGAAGAAUCAACUAAGCGACGUGAGGCUGAGGACACGGUUGCGUAUCUUUCAACCGAACUGGCCAGAUAUACCAAGGAGGCCACUGAAGUACAGGACAUUGCUUUGCAAGCUAGAGCAGAUGCAACUGCGGCGCAGAACACCACUUCUGAAGCUGAAAGAGCAGCAGAGGAAGCUCGCAGUCACCUCAUGGUGGUUCAGGAUGCGCUUCACCAAGUUGGCAUUACUGUUAGUUUAGAUGACUCUGUAACAUCUAACACGCCGAAGAUAAUAUUGGGCACGCCAUGGCUGGAACUCAUCCCAUCCCAAAUCCAUAGCUCAGAUACGCCACUCCCCGAUUCUUCCGGUGCUCCAGAUGACAAGCCGAGUUCCUCCCCUCCCCCUACCCUCUCGCCAUUAAAAUGUAUCUCUUUAAUCAAAGAACACAUUAAUUAUCUCAGCGAUACUUUGACUAUCGCCCAAAACAGCUGCAAAGAUCUUGAAUCUCAACGAAAUCAGCUCCAGAAUGACCUCUGUACGCUGGGCCACGAUCGAAACGAGCUUGAAAGCUUAAAAAAGGAAACGGAAGACAACGUGAAGAUGCUCAGCCAGUGGAAAUCCAAACUCACAAAACUGGAACAUGAGAUACAGUGGUUGAAAGUAGAACGAGAUGACGCAGUCAAAGCCCAAGCAGAGGCUGCCACUGCUCUCGAAGAGAUGAGGAGAACCUCGGCAGCCAGUGCAGUCACUCUGAAAUCCACGUUUAACCACUUACAAGAUCAGCAACGUCAAGCCGAGGCGAACGUGGAGAAGGUCCAGCAAACCCUGGCAAAAUCUAUUGAAGCCAAAUCCAUGCAAAUCUGUGACUUGCAGGGCCGGCUCGUGCAAAUCACGGCCACCGUAGAUGAAUGGGAGGGUAAAUAUGAUGCAGUCACAAAGGAGCAUGACUCUCAGAAGCAGCUCCUGGUCGCUGAACGGCAGAGAUACGAAGAAGUAAGCUCUGUCCAAAGGGAACAGAUAGACGAUAUGCAGAAACGACUGGAUGCUAGUGCCUCAGAGGACGUUGUGAUGGCCAAGGUGUCACGAAUAGAGGAGCUGGAGACGGAACUGGCCUUAAUCCAGGCACAACACGCAAAGUUGAACCAGGAGAAAGAUGAAGCCGUUUCUUUGGUCAAGUCUCGCGAUACACAAAUAAAAGAGUUGCGGGAGACACUCACGGUAUCUUCAAGUCGCAAAUUAACGACGGGGUGUGCACCGAAGAAUAACUCAGGUGGAAGUUCCGGAGAGAAGAAAGCUCGUUCAUCAAAACCAUCGACCCCUCAUGACCAAAUCCAGUUCAGAGCGCCUGAGGCGCGCCCCGUAGCCGUGUCGACAGCCGAUCAGCGGUCUAAGCAGAUCACCGGCCCUAAGAAAAUUGAGAAAAAGUCCAAGUCAUCCUCAAGCACUGCAUCACCGGGUUUCUCUGCCGCUCGCCCGAUGGAGAUCGACUCAGCGUCAUCGACUGACGUGGAAAUCAUCUCAGGACCGAUACCAAUUAUCUCGCAGGGAUCUACGAAGCAAAAGUCUCUCCGUACUGGAUCGAACAAAAUACCUUCAGGUGUUAAUACUCUCCAGACGGUCGAUUCUCCUACAGAGAAGACCAGUCUCAAGCGUACUGCAGACAUGAACGAUUCUUCCACACCGCCUACAAAGCGGCCUAAACUCUUUCUUGACUCAUCCGCUAGCUCCGUUGAGAAAGUCGCGUCUGCUGCAUCCAACUCGCCGGUUUCAACUCCCUUGGGAUCGAGAUCGGGGACACCUUCACCGGUCAUUGCAAAACCUGUCUUCAACUUUAAAUUUCGAAAACAUUCUGCACAAAUAAGUACCUCGGUUUCCUCGGGCGAUGUGAUGUCGUCGAAGUUAUUGCUAGUUCGCCAAAUGUACGCACAUCCCAGAGCGCAACUUCAACCGAGGCCCCGUCUGCGGGAGCCAGCGACCGUGCACGCUUGGGGCAAAACCUCGAACCCGAUUUCUGCGACAUGGGCAAAUCAAACCUGCCGUAUCGACAGCUGGCGAGGCCACCAGCUCCAAGCAUGCUGAAUUCAAAAACUUCAACCCUAGCGAUGUUCUUGCAAAGGAACAGCCCUCUGGGUCAUCGGCCCGCACAACAGCAGCGAGUGCAGAGCAGCUGCGAAACGCACAAGCUGCAGCAUCCGCCACCGCACCCCAUAGCCGAGAAGUCUCCUCAUCAGCAUCUGCAAAAAGCAGGCCGUCUUUGCUGCGCCAAUUCAGUGGGUUUAUCU